This is a messenger RNA of Boleophthalmus pectinirostris (great blue-spotted mudskipper), 9858 nucleotides long. RefSeq names its product inositol 1,4,5-trisphosphate receptor, type 2 (gene itpr2). Gene Ontology annotation, biological process: calcium ion transmembrane transport. Gene Ontology annotation, molecular function: inositol 1,4,5-trisphosphate-gated calcium channel activity; inositol 1,4,5 trisphosphate binding. Gene Ontology annotation, cellular component: endoplasmic reticulum; membrane. NCBI's taxonomy places the organism in Eukaryota, Metazoa, Chordata, Actinopteri, Gobiiformes, Gobiidae. The record is from RefSeq and is a predicted model, not a curated record.
CGUGAAGUGGAUGAAGAAGACGAGCCAGACUCCGCGCUGCCUCAUACAGGAAGAGCAGAAAAGUGCAAAGCAAAAAAAAAAAAAAAAAUCCGAUUCUGAAUUCGAUUGCACACACUUUGCACUUUGGGUUCGUGCGCCAGCCCCAGAACAUGCGCACAGGAAGACGGACCGCGCCAUGAGGACCGCGGUCAAACCGGAGGCGCUUUAACGACACGAAAAAGAGAAAAAAAAAAAAAAGAAGAAGAAGAAGGAGGAGAAGAGUUUGAAAUGGGAAAGUGAGCUGCCAGUUCGCCCCACACGAGUGAAAAUGUCAGAACACCGCUCCAGUUUUCUUCACAUCGGAGACAUCGUGUCACUUUACGCGGAAGGCGCCGUCAAUGGAUUCAUCAGCACUUUGGGGCUGGUGGACGACCGCUGCGUGGUCCAGCCCGACGCCGGAGACCUCGCCAAUCCUCCCAAGAAGUUCAGAGAUUGUCUGUUUAAGGUUUGCCCCAUGAACAGAUAUUCGGCGCAGAAACAGUUCUGGAAAGCCAAACAAGGAAAACAGGGAAACAACAACACACAGGCCGACCUCUUCAAGAAACUACAGCAUGCCGCAGAGCUGGAGCAGAAGCAGAAUGACUCGGAGAACAAAAAGCUGUUGGGAGAAAUCGUCAAAUACAGUAACGUCAUCCAGCUCCUUCACAUAAAGAGCAACAAAUACCUGACGGUGAACAAACGUCUGCCGGCGCUUCUGGAGAAAAACGCCAUGAGAGUUUCUCUGGAUCCCGACGGAAACGAGGGCUCCUGGUUCAACAUCCAGCCCUUCUGGAAGCUCCGCAGUGAAGGGGACAACGUGGUGGUCGGGGACAAGGUGGUGCUGAUGCCAGUGAACGCCGGGCAGCCGCUUCACGCCAGCAACAUCGAGCUCCUGGACAACCGAGGAUGCAAAGAGGUUAAUGCUGUGAACUGUAACACGAGCUGGAAAGUGGCUCUGUUCAUGAAGUUCAGUGAUUACAGAGAGGACAUUUUAAAAGGGGGCGACGUGGUGCGGCUGUUCCACGCCGAGCAGGAGAAGUUCCUCACGUCAGACGAGUACAAGAAACAGCAGCACGUGUUCCUCAGAACCACCCUGAGACAAUCGGCCACGUCCGCCACCAGCUCCAAGGCCCUGUGGGAGGUCGAGGUGGUGCACUACGACCCGUGCAGAGGGGGGGCGGGUCAGUGGAACAGCCUCUUUCGUUUCAAACAUUUGGCCACUGGAAAUUACCUGGCGGCUGAAAUAAACCCGGAGUUCAAAGACGACACGGAGCCCAAAUCCGAGCAGGAGAAUGGAACAGUUUUCUCCAAACGGAAGAACCAGGCGGCGGAGAAGAUCGCCUUCACCCUGGUGUCUGUGCCCCACGGGAACGACAUCUCCUCCCUGUUUGAGCUCGACGCCACCACCCUCCAGCGCGCCGACUGUCUGGUGCCCAGAAACUCGUACGUGCGUCUGAGGCAUCUUUGCACCAACACGUGGGUCACGAGCACGAACAUCCCCAUAGACACCGAGGAGGAGAGGCCCGUUAUGCUCAAGAUCGGCACUUGCCCGACUAAAGAGGACAAAGAGGCGUUUGCCAUCGUCUCUGUGGCGCGUUCCGAAGUCCGAGAUCUGGACUUUGCCAACGACGCAAACAAAGUCCUGGAGUCCACGGUGAGGAAACUCCGACACGGAAACAUCGCCCAGAAUGAACGCAGGUUUGUGACGAAGCUUAUGGAGGAGCUGAUUUUCUUCGUGUGCGUCGUCCCCAACAACGGGCAGGACGUCCUCUCCAUCGCCACGUCAACGCCGAACCGCGAAAGGCAGAAGCUCAUGAGGGAGCAGAACAUUCUAGAGCAGAUCUUCGGGAUCCUGAAGGCCCCGUUUGAGGAGCAAGGGGACGGGCCCAUGUUGAGGCUGGAGGAUUUGGGAGACCAGCGCUACGCACACUUUAAAUACAUGCUCCGACUCUGCUACAGAAUCCUGCGCCACUCCCAGCAGGACGCAAGAACCAGGCAAGUCCCCCUCACGAGGACUACUCACCCAGACACAGAGGUCAGGAGAGACCUUUUUCACAACGGUCUGAAGUGUCCAGAUGAGCACAUCGCAAAGAAGUUCUCCAUCAUGCAGUCUCAGAUCGGGUACGAGAUCCUGGCCGAAGACACCAUCACAGCUCUGCUCCACAACAACCGCAAACUCCUGGAGAAACACAUCACGGCCAAAGAGAUCGAGACCUUUGUCAAUCUGCUCCGGAGGAACCGAGAACCCAGGUUUUUGGACUAUCUUUCGGAUCUGUGCGUGUCGAAUAAAACUGCGAUCCCCGUCACACAGGAGCUGAUCUGCAAAUUCAUGCUGAACCCCACCAACGCAGACAUCCUGAUCCAGACCAAACUCAUAGCGAACACGGAGUCGACGCUGGAGUCGUCCAUGAUGCAGGAGGAGGGCGAGGAGGAGGAGGUGUGGCUCUACUGGAUCGACAGCCACAAAGAGCCUCAUGGGAAAUCAAUCAGACACUUGGCCCAGGACGCCAAAGGAAACCACAAGAUGGACGUGGACAUCAUCACGUACUACAGGUACCAGCUGAACCUGUUUGCCCGCAUGUGUCUGGACCGUCAGUAUUUGGCCAUAAACCAGGUGUCGACGCAGCUGCCCGUGGACCUGAUCCUCCGCUGCAUGUUCGACGACUGUUUGCCCUUUAACCUGCGCGCCUCCUUCUGCCGCCUGAUGCUGCACAUGCACGUGGACCGCGACCCCCAGGAGUCCGUGGUGCCCGUGCGCUACGCCCGCCUCUGGACCGAGAUCCCGUCCGAAAUCACCAUCCACGAUUUUGAGUACGAGUCGACCGACACGUCUCGAGAGGAGAUGAAGAGGAAGUUCUCCCCCAUCAUGGACUUUGUAGAAGAGUAUCUCAAAGACGUGGUCAGCCAACCAUUUCCAUUCGGGGACAAAGACAAGAACGAACUCACACUCGAGGUGGUGAACUUGGCUCGUAACUUGGUUUACUUUGGCUUCUACAGUUUCAGCGAGCUCCUGCGGCUCACGCGCACCCUGCUGGCCAUCCUCGAUAUCGUCCAGCACCCACUCACCUUCAUGAACAAACUCAGCAAGAGCCCAGAGGCCGGCAAUAACGUCCUGCGUACGAUCCACGGCGUGGGCGAGAUGAUGACUCAGAUGGUGAUGAGCAGAGGGGUGCCGCACAGCCUCCCCGACUCGCCGCCCUCGCUCAGAUACGCCAAGGGCCACUUCCUCCCGGACACCGAAGACGUCAUGGUCAUGGACACCAAGCUGAAGAUCAUCGAGAUCCUGCAGUUCAUCUUAAGUGUUCGUCUGGACUACAGGAUCACGUACCUGCUGUCGAUUUACAAGAAAGAAUUUGGAGACAAGAACUUAUCCACGGAGAGUUUUUUCAUUCCGUCAGACCCAGACAUCGACGAGAUCGCGACCCGUGCUGAGUGCAUGUUUGCAGGAAGCACUGAGGUCUGCGCCGUGGAGCUGGACGACGAGGGCGGUCGCACGUUUUUGCGGGUUUUAAUUCACCUGAUCAUGCAGGACUACCCCCCGCUGGUGUCUGGAUCUCUGCAGCUCAUCUUCAAACACUUCAGCCAGAGAGCCGAGGUGCUGCAGGCCUUCAAGCAGGUAAGUGUGUGUGUGUCAGAACAGGAUGUGGAGAACUACAAACAGAUCAAGACGGACCUGGACCAGCUCCGCCUCACGGUGGAGAAAUCUGAGCUGUGGGUGGAGAAGAGCGGAGAACUACGACCGGGCAAAGAACACAACAUCGAGGAAACGGUUCUGAGUCCAGUUCAGGACGGAGACCACAAACCCCAGAUCGACAGCAACAAAGCCAACAACUACAACAUCGUUAAAGAGAUCCUCCUGCGUCUGAGUAAACUCUGUUAUCCCAGUAAGAAGAGCCGUGUGCAGCAGCAGAGGCUCCUGAAGAACAUGGGCGCCCACACGGUGGUGCUGGACCUGCUGCAGAUCCCCUACGAGAAGACCGACGAGAAGAUGAACGAGAUCAUGACGCUGGCUCACACGUUUCUGCAGAACUUCUGCAGAGGAAACCCUCAGAACCAAGCUCUGCUCCACAAACACCUGAACCUGUUCCUCACUCCAGGGCUGCUGGAGGCGGAGACGAUGCGUCACAUCUUUAUGAAUAAUUACCAGCUGUGCCACGAGAUCAGCGACCGCGUCGUCCACCAUUUUGUCCACUCCAUCGAAACUCACGGACGCCACGUUCAGUAUCUGCGAUUUCUCCAAACCAUCGUCAGGGCGGACGGCAAGUUUGUGAAGAAAUGUCAAGACAAAGUCAUGACCGAGCUGGUGAACGGCGGCGAGGACGUGCUGGUCUUUUAUAACGACCGCUCGUCGUUCCCGGUGCUGCUGCAGAUGAUGGGGUCCGAGCGCGAGCGCGGGGACGAGGGCGGGGCGCUGGCGUAUCACAUGACCCUGGUGGAGCUGCUCGCCGGCUGCACCGAGGGCAAGAACGUCUACACAGAACUGAAGUGCCACUCUCUCCUGCCCCUGGACGACAUCGUCAAAGUGGUGGCAGACCCUCAGUGCAUCCCCGAGGUGAAAACUGCGUACGUCAAUUUUGUCAAUCACUGUUACGUGGACACUGAGGUGGAAAUGAAGGAGAUUUACACGUCCAAUCACAUCUGGAAACUGUUCGACAACUUCCUCGUCGACAUCUCCAGUGUUUGCAACAGCACCACAGACCGUAACCACGCCGACCAGGCCCUGGAGAAGUACGUGACAGAGACCGUGAUGGCCAUCGUCAAGGGCUUCUUCAGCUCACCUUUUUCUGUCAACCACUCCAACCUCCAGACAAACCAGUCUGUGUUUAUUAAACUGCUGCAGUCGGCGUUCAGACUCUACAGCUGCACCUGGAUCAGCUCCGCUCAGAAAACCAACAUCGAGAGCUGCAUCAAAACUCUGGCAGAUGUGGCCAAAGCUCGGGCCAUCGCGAUCCCGGUGGACCUGGACAGUCAGGUGAACACUCUGUCUCUGAAGGUUCACACAAACAUGGUCCACAGAGCGGCCAAAGACUGGAGGAUCUCUGCUCGAAACCGCCCCCGAAAAGAGCCUCUGGGAGGACCCGACUACAGGAACAUCAUCGAAAAACUACAGGGCGUGGUGUCGUGUCUGGAGGAGCAGUUCAGUCCUAAAGUCCAGGCUGAGUUCUCUGUUCUGGUCGACGUUCUGCACAGUCCUGAACUCCUGUUUCCAGAACCGGCACGAGUCCGAUGUGAGAGCGGAGCCUUCAUGUCCAAGCUGAUCAAACACACCAAGACUCUGAUGGAGAAAGAGGAGAAGCUCUGCAUAAAGGUGCUGCAGACGCUGAGGGAGAUGCUGGACAAAAAGGAGCUCUACCAGGAAUCGGGAAAUGAGCUACGGAAGAUUCUCCUCACGCGAUACUUCGGAAAUCAAAAGCUCCACUCGAAGACGGAGCACGGCGGCGGAACCAGCUCCACCGGCGCCUUCUCCAAACCCUCGUCUGGAGGAGGCUCGCCGCUGCUGGACGUGGACAAACCGGGCAGCAGCGUGGUGGAGAUCCAGUGUCUGCUGGACAGUGUGGGCGCCUCGGAGCUGGUGAUCGAUCUGAUCGUCAGCACCAAGAACGACCGAGUGUUUGAGGAGAGCAUCCUGCUGGGCAUCGCUCUGCUGCAGGGAGGAAACACACAGAUACAGAAUUCCUUUUACCACCAGCUCCACAAACAGAAGAAGUCGGAGCGUUUCUUCAAAGUUUUCUUCGACCACAUGCAGGUGGCUCAGCAGGAGAUCAGAGCCACCGUGUCCGUCAACAUGUUCGAGCUGAGCAGCCGGAAGAGAGAGGACGACGGCGAGGGGGGCGGGGCCGGACGCUUCAAGAAAGGUAAAGACUCGAGCCUGCACAUGAGGGACGACAUGCGUGGACAGCUGAAGGAGGCGUCCUCGGCCACGUCCAAGGCCUUCACCGCCUACAGGAAGGAGCUGGAGCCCGACCUGGAGGGCCUGGGUCAGAACAGCGAGGCCCUGGGCUCGGAGGAGGUCCUGGAGGAGACCCAGAUGAGCCCCUCCAUCUCCAUCAUGAACCCCAUCCUCCGCUACCUCCAGCUGCUCUGUGAGAACCACAACUCAGAGCUGCAGAACUUCCUGAGAAACCAGAACAAUAAGACCAACUAUAACCUGGUGUGUGAGACUCUGCAGUUUCUCGACUGCAUCUGCGGCAGCACCACAGGAGGCCUGGGGCUGCUGGGCCUUUACAUCAACGAGAGCAACGUGGACCUGGUCCGACAGACUCUGGAGACCAUCACCGAGUACUGCCAAGGCCCCUGCCACGAGAACCAGUCGUGCAUCGCCAGACACGAGUCCAACGGCAUCGACAUCAUCAUCGCUCUGAUCGUGAACCCCAUAAACCCUCUGGGGAAGAACCGUCUGGACCUGGUGCUGGAGCUGAAGAACAACGCCUCCAAACUCCUGCUGGCGAUCAUGGAGAGUCGCCACGACAGCGAGAACGCCGAGAAGAUCCUCUACAAGAUGAGGCCCACAGAGCUGGUGGACGUGAUGAAGGAGGCGUACACUCAGGGUCUGGAGAGUGAGGAGGAGGAGGACAGCGUCGGAGACAAGAUCCGGUCCAGAGACGUGGGACACAACAUCUACAUCCUCGCUCAUCAGUUGGCGAGGCAUAAUAAGCUCCUGCAGCAGAGCCUGAGGCCGGGGGCGGGGCCUGGUUUGACCGUCGACGUGGACAGCGAGAAAGACGACGCUCUGCAUUACUACGCCAACCACACGGCGCAGAUCGAGAUCGUGCGUCAUGACCGGACCAUGGAGCAGAUCGUUUUCCCGGUGCCGAACAUCUGCGAGUAUCUGACCGAAGAGUCCAAGGUCCGAGUCUUCACCACCACCGAGCGGGACGACCAGGGCAGCAAGGUCAACGACUUCUUCCAGCAGUUCGACAAUCUGUACAACGAGAUGAGGUGGCAGAAGAAGAUCCGGAAAAAUAAAGCUCUGUUCUGGUUUUCUCGGCACAUUUCUCUCUGGGGAAGCAUCUCGUUUUAUUUGGCGUUUUUACUGAACGUGGUCGUGGCCGUGUUCUACCCCUUCGGCGACGACGAUGAUGAAGGGACUCUGUCUCCGCUCUGGAACCUUCUGCUGUGGGUGUCUCUGGGCACCUUCACCACCCUCCUGCCCGUCGUGCCCAAACCCUGGGGCAUCCUCUUCUUCCUGGUGUCGCUGAUCCUCAGAGCCAUUUACACCAUGGGCCUGGGUCCGGCUCUGCUGCUGCUCGGCACCGUCAACCUCUUCAACAAGUUAGUUUUUCUCGUGAGUUUUGUCGGGAACCAGGGAACCUUCACUCGAGGUUACCAGGCCGUCGUCAUGGACACGCUGUUCGUUUACCAUCUGGCCUACGCCCUCAUCUGCGUCCUCGGACUCUUCGUGCACGAGUUCUUCUACAGCUUUUUGUUGUUCGACCUGGUGAUCCGUGAGGAGACUCUGCUGAACGUGAUCAAGAGCGUGACGAGGAACGGUCGCUCCAUCAUCCUCACCGCCAUCCUCGCCAUCUUCCUCGUCUACUUCUUCUCCAUCAUCGGCUUCCUCUUCUUCAAGCACGACUUCCGCAUGGAGGUGGACCGGCUUUCAGCUGCAGAGAGAAGAGAUCUGGUGAGCAACAACGGCCUGGCAAACACGUGCGGCAAAGACAGCUGCCCGACUGACAGGGGCGAUGACGGGACGGAGCGCGUCUGUGACACUCUGCUCAUGUGCAUCAUCACCGUCUUAAACCAGGGACUGAGGAACGGAGGAGGAGUCGGGGACAUCCUCCGGAGACCCUCCAAAGAGGAGCCUCUGUUCGCCGCCCGCGUGGUGUACGACCUCCUCUUCUUCUUCGUCGUCAUCAUCAUCGUGCUGAACCUGAUCUUCGGCGUCAUCAUCGACACUUUCGCCGACCUGAGGAGCGAGAAGCAGCGGAAGGAGGAGAUCCUCAAAACCACCUGCUUCAUUUGUGGUUUGGAGAGGGACAAAUUCGACAACAAAACCGUGUCGUUUGAGGAACACAUCAAGUUCGAGCACAACAUGUGGCACUACCUGUACUUCCUGGUCCUGGUGCGGGUCAAAGAUCCCACAGAGUACACGGGCCCCGAGAGCUACGUGGCUCAGAUGAUCGCGGAGAAGAACCUGGAGUGGUUUCCGAGGAUGAGGGCCAUGUCUCUGGUGAGCAGCGAGGGCGACAGUGAACAGAACGAGAUGCGCUGCCUCCAGGACAAACUCGACAGCACCGUGACUCUGGUGGCUCAACUGUCCAGCCAACUCGCCGAACUCAAGGAACAGAUGACCGAGCAGAGGAAGAACAAGCAGCGUUUGGGUUUUUUAGGUUCUCAGUCGAACCACCACAUCCCGUCUCACUGAGCCCGGACGCCCGCCGCCACCCGAGGGCGACGCUCCACGUGACGCCCUGCACCCGCCGCCGCCACAAACACUCUGCUCCUGUCUGUACCGGUGCACCUGUCACUCACCUGCCAGCGCUCCUGUCAGACGUCCUUUGUGUUCAGAGUCAGAGUUAUGCAACGACCGUGUGGAACAUUUAACCACGAGUGCCUCUGGACGGGCAAGAGAGGGACUCAGCCUGGUCCAGGACUGGUUUAGUCCAAGUCUAGGCCUGGUUUAGUCCAAGUCUAGGCCUGGUUUAGUCCAAGUCUAGGCCUGGUUUAGUCUUAUUCUAAUCCAAGUUUAAUCUUGGUUUACUCUAGUCAAUGUUUUGUCCUGAUCUAAUCCUGGUUUAGUCUGGGUCUAGGCUUGGUUUAGUCCUGGUCUAGUCCAUGUUUCUUCCUGGCCUAAUCCUUGUUUAGUCCUGGUCUAACCCAGGUUUAGUCUUGGUCUUUUCCUAGGUUAGUCUUGGUCUAAUCCUGGUUUGGUUUUAGUCUUGGUGUUGGCCUGGUUUAAUCUUGGUCUAGUCCAUGUUUCUUCCUGGUCUAAUCCUGGUUUAGUCUUGGCUACUCUGGUCCAGGUUUAGUCCUGGCCUCUUCCUGAUUUAGUCUUGGUCUAAUCUUGGUUUAGUCUUGGUCUAGGUCUAGUUUAGUCCUGCUCUAAUACUAGUUUAGUCUUGGUCUACUCUGGUCCAUGUUUAGUCCUGUUCUAAUCCUGGUUUAGUUUGGGUCUAGGCCUGGUUUAUUCCUGGUCUAGUCCUGGUUUAGUUUUGAUCUAAUCAAGAUUUUAGUUUUGUCCUAAACCUGGAUUAGUCUUGGUCUACUCUGGCCCAUGUUUAGUCCUGGUCCAGUCCUGGUCCAGUCCUGGUCCAGUCCCGGUCCAGUCCUGGUCCAGUCCUGGUCCAGUCCUGGUCCAGUCCUGGUCCAGUCCCGGUCCAGUCCUGGUCCUUGUGUUAUAUAUUUCUGUAGUUUUUAAACUGGAUUGUGUUCGUGUGGAGAGAAUCGCUGCUUCCCGUUCUCUCUGUUUGUUUUUUGUUUGUUUUUUUAACGGUACACCUCAUAUCUGCUGACCGUGCACUUUUUAAACCAGGGUUUAUUCUGGAAGGUUUAACUCGGCUUUGGGGUUUAUUCUCGCCGUCCCUCGUUAACGACGCCGUCACUGCACCAUUUCACUCGUGUUUUUACUCCUGUCUAUUAAUGUGAAGAAAUAACGGCUUUUUACUUGAAUCUUUUAUUUCCAGAUCUCAUAUUUUGCGCUUGAAUCGGUCUGAAUGUCGUCGUGCCUUUUUGGUUUUUGUUUUUUGUUUUUCUUCUCGUCUUAAAUUUCAGCCCUCGAUUGUACUUUAUGCAGUUUCAGACGUGUCGGGCCGAACGCGCCUGAACAUGUGGAAAUGUGUAUAGAAAGUGUUUUAUCUUGUCAAAAGUAAUAAAUUUAUAACAUGAAUCGCUUUUAAA